AUGCCUCACCGUGGUCUCCCCAAGCACGGCCAGGUUCUCACGGGUCACAUGGUGUUCCGGGAGCCAUCCAGGCUGGGCCACAGACCCCCGGCCUGCAUGAGCAGCUGCCCGCCCAGCCUCCGCCCAGCACCAAGCCCACCGCUCCGAAUGCAGGAAGUGGGAGGCCCGGUGGCUUCUGACUCCCACCCUUUAUCAGCCCACGCCGCUUCCUGCGGCCCGCGCAGCCUGCACCCGCGGCGUCGGGACACUAGCUCACCAGUGACUCAUCGAGAGCCUGCCCUGGGGACACCUGAGCCCACGCCCCCCGACACCUGCCCUCAGCCCAGCCCACAUCUGGCUGGCAGGGCCACCCACCGGCAUCUCCCCAUCUUUUAG
Molecule: messenger RNA, 375 nt
Organism: Rangifer tarandus platyrhynchus (Svalbard reindeer)
Lineage: Eukaryota; Metazoa; Chordata; Mammalia; Artiodactyla; Cervidae
Source: the annotation of a GenBank genome assembly